AUGGGACCCCCAGCAGCUGGCCUGGAACCAGUGACCACCAGCAAGGGCCAGGUCUCCCUUUGCUCAGGGCUGAGGUCCAGGACCCUGGAGCCUGAGCUGCUGCCGCAAUGCCGCAUCGAGGCUCUGCGCACCCGGUUCCUGCUUUGGCACCCAUGUUUUCGCAGUCGUGAUCCCCCGGGCACGUCCUGGGUGAUGUGACCAGGACCAGGCUCUGCUCCCCGGGACUCACUGGAGCUGGGGGGACGUGGAGGGGCCACGGGGGCUGUCGGCAUCCUGGGCUGGCUGCUGCUGCUGCAGGCAGUGCCCUGGGCUGCAGGCGCCCGGCCCUGCAGCCCCAAGUACUUCGGCCGCGAUGCCAUGGUGUGUGUCUGCAACGCCACGUACUGCGACACGCUGGACCCCGUGGUCCUGCCGGCCCCGGGCACCUACGUCAAGUACGAGAGCAGCAAGGCCGGCAAGCGGCUGGAGCGCAGCGAGGGGAGCUUCCAGCGCAGCCUGCGCGCCCCAGGGCUGCUGCUGACGCUCAACGUCUCCACGCUGUACCAGCAUGUGAAGGGCUUCGGCGGGUCCCUCUCCGAUGCUGCUGCCCUGAACAUCCUGGGGCUGUCGCAGCCGGUCCAGGACAACCUGCUGCGCUCCUACUUCUCUGAGAGCGGGAUUGAGUACAACCUCAUCCGGCUCCCCAUGGGUUGCAGCGACUUCUCCGUGCGCCCCUACAGCUACGACGACGUCCCCCACGACUACGAGCUGAAGCACUUCAGGCUGGCGGAGGAGGACGUGAAGAUGAAGAUCCCCCUCCUGCACCGAGCCUCGGCCAUGAGCAGGCGGCCGCUGUCGCUGUACGCCAGCCCCUGGACCUCCCCGGCCUGGAUGAAGAGUAACGGGGACAUCAGCGGGAAGGGCACGCUGAAGGGGCAGGCAGGGGACAAGUACCACCAGACCUGGGCCAACUACUUCGUCAAGUUCCUGGAUGAAUACGCCAAACACAACGUGACCUUCUGGGCAGUGACGGCGCAGAACGAGCCCCUCGCAGCGCUCCUCGCACCCCCCCGGUUCCCCACCAUUGCCUUCACCGCCGCGCAGCAGCGGGACUUCAUCGUCCGUGACCUGGGCCCCGCGCUGGCCCGCAGCCCCCACCGCACCCAGCUCAUCAUCCUGGACGACCAGCGCAUUCACCUCCUGCACUGGGCCAAAGUGGUGAAGAGCAAAGCCCACCACCCUGCCCGGCUCCUUCCUCUCCCUCUGCUCCGUGUCCCACCCAAACCUUGGGUUUUAGCUGAAAAUUAA
Messenger RNA from Gymnogyps californianus (California condor), 1287 nucleotides. RefSeq names its product lysosomal acid glucosylceramidase-like. NCBI's taxonomy places the organism in Eukaryota, Metazoa, Chordata, Aves, Accipitriformes, Cathartidae. Gene Ontology annotation, biological process: glucosylceramide catabolic process. The transcript has 8 exons. Gene Ontology annotation, molecular function: glucosylceramidase activity. The record is from RefSeq and is a predicted model, not a curated record.